AUGGCUUCCGAUCUGUACCGGACGUGUCGAGAUGGCGAUGACCUGAACGACGGGCCGGCCGGAUGCACGUUGGGAAGGGAUGGGGAAGACGCGACGUUGGGCUACAUGUCCGGCUCUGUCGCGUCGGCAACCGGUCCCUGCCAUGCGUACACAACAGCCCGGCCGGCCACGGUGUCCACGAUGUUCUCCCGCUGUCCCUUCCGCUGUCCGGACACGUGGGUCAAGUCGAUCUAUCUGGCCUGCGCAACUCUGAUCACGGCAACGUUCAUCGUGGAGUGCAUCCUCCUUCAUUUGGUCAUCAUUCCCUACGUCCACGAGUCCGGCUUCACCGAGACGACAUGCUAUUUUGUCAGUUCCGACAUGGCGGGUCAGCCGAUGCGCUGCGAGAACAAGUGCUCAAAGGAUAGAUCGCAUUUUCCCUGUCUUCGGGUCAAGGUGAAGUAUGAAAAAGAGCGGGCAAAUCAUUCGGCCAUCAUGUUUGACAAUAUCGCCACGUAUCAACACUACAAACAGUCAAAGGUGAGAAGCGUGUGUAAGUGUGUGUUGAAAUGUGGAAAACGAGUAGAGAGUAUGUGUCACGCGAGGAAUAGGAUUGUCGCAAAUGGUGGGUUUACUCACAUAAAAACACAUUUGGUCGUCACGGCUAAACUUUCGACCGUCUCAUGA
This is a messenger RNA of Protopolystoma xenopodis, 666 nucleotides long. NCBI's taxonomy places the organism in Eukaryota, Metazoa, Platyhelminthes, Monogenea, Polystomatidea, Polystomatidae. The record is from the annotation of a GenBank genome assembly.